Molecule: messenger RNA, 354 nt
Organism: Paramecium octaurelia
Lineage: Eukaryota; Ciliophora; Oligohymenophorea; Peniculida; Parameciidae
Source: the annotation of a GenBank genome assembly
AUGAGUGAUUAAACCAAUUUGAUUACCUACAUCAUUAAAUUAGAGAGCACUUACACUAAAUUAAAACAAAAGAUGAUAAGAGAAAAGAAUAUGUUUAAGAGCGUUCUUUAAAAGUAAAAUUUGAAUAUAUUGAGUUUAUCUUAAAAUUUAGGUGUCAAAUGCAAUGAAACAUAUUUCGAUUCUUUGGUUAUUUAGGAAGAGGAUCCUCUAACCAAUUGGAAUGUAUUGCUCAACAAGCAAGAUAAUGUCAUAAGAAUAAGGAAAGAUAUUGCCAAAAAAGAAGCCAUUUAAGUUAAAUAAAAGAGAAAGAGGAGAACAAAGGAGGAAAUGCAACAGACAACUCAGAUGUAGUGA